This is a messenger RNA of Penicillium arizonense, 477 nucleotides long. RefSeq lists its product as uncharacterized. The coding region runs from base 1 to 477 and encodes 158 amino acids. The transcript has 2 exons. The record is from RefSeq and is a predicted model, not a curated record. NCBI's taxonomy places the organism in Eukaryota, Fungi, Ascomycota, Eurotiomycetes, Eurotiales, Aspergillaceae.
AUGGAACCCGCAGAUUUCGAUGCAUUCCUUAGAUGGGGCGAAGAUUGCGAUGAGUUCCCCGAUCUCCAGUAUACCUUAGGCAGCGACGAAACAUUUUCGUGGGACCAAAUUUUGGAUGAGUACCUAGACCCAUUCGAGUACCUGGAGCCAUUCCCACUUGGAGUACUCGCCCCAAUCGAAGAGAAAGUGGAAGCCAUUGAUGCACUCCCCGAGCUAUCACCCAGUCCGACACAACAAUACGAUGUUCAAACGUUAAGCGAAUCAAUCACUGAGCUUAAAGACCGUCUCAAUGGGUUAGAAGACCGGUAUGGUACUGCUCCUCUCACAGUUGGAAUCCAGGACCUAACAGUAUUAGAAUUACGGAGAAGCAAAAGUAGAAGGAUCGCCGACUUGGAGGCUUAUGUCGAAAGCCUUCAGCCAUUCCUCUUGCAACUUGGCACGUCUAUCGAAGGACUCCUGACAGAGGUCCCAAAGUAA